Molecule: messenger RNA, 3858 nt
Organism: Periophthalmus magnuspinnatus
Lineage: Eukaryota; Metazoa; Chordata; Actinopteri; Gobiiformes; Gobiidae
Gene: igsf8
Product: immunoglobulin superfamily, member 8
Exons: 8
Coding region: 206-2056 (616 amino acids)
Source: RefSeq, a predicted model, not a curated record
CCUGUGAUGUCUCCGUCCAGCACAGGCUCCCCGUGCGCGGCAUGUCUCAUCAAGCGGCAGAAUCUAAAGCCUGACCCAGCCACAAUGGAGGCGUCGUCCUUUUGAACAAAUGCGCUUGUGCACGAUAAAGUGCGAGUGUAUUGGACAAUGAACAGCGAGAAAUCCCAGUCAACGUAACUCCAUCUGGACAUCAGGACAGGCCACGAUGGCUCUGAUAAAGGCGGCAUUAAUCGUGUUACUUCAUGGCGUUUUCCAGUGUGCUGUGUGCCGGGAUGUAACUCUACCCAUCGGACCACUUUACCGCGUGGCAGGUUUCCCCGUGUCCCUGCCCUGUGUGGUGACGGGGUACGAAGGCCCACGGACACAGGAAUUUGAGUGGUUCUUGUACAGAGACGAUGCGGGUGGGAGGCAGAUGGGUGUCAUCUCCACUCGGGACCCAGGUUUCCCCUAUGCCCCGUUUCAAUCGCGGGUGAGGAACAGCGAGGUCAGGGUGGAGAGGGAUUCGGGUGAUCGGGUCCGACUGGUGAUCCACAGGCUGCGUAUUGAAGACCAGGGGAAGUACGAGUGCUACACACCCAGCACGGACUCCACCUAUCAGGGCAACUACAGCGGCUCGGUCAUCGUCAAAGUGAUUCCCGACACACUGCAGAUCAGCUACUCUCGCUCGCUCACAGGACAGCCACUGCCAGAGGGGGCUGAAUUAACUCUGACUUGCUCUGCUAGUAUCCAAUCGGAACAGCUCACUCAUCUGUCGGUCAUGUUUGGGAAGCACGGCGAGACAAGUGACGGAGAUACAGAGAUUAUCUCCAUUGACAAGAUGCUAGGGGUUGUGCCUGCACGUCUGUACCAGAAGCGCUAUGAAGAUGGAGAGAUCACAUUGGAGAAGAGGAACGUGGAGGGUGGACAGGACCUGUACGUGAUGAAGAUGAGAGGGGUGCAGGCAGAUGACAGGGGCUCCUAUUUCUGUGAGGCCUCCCAGUGGAUCCGGGACCCUGAUCGAUCAUGGCAGAAGAUUGCACAGAGAAAACUGGAUAUUGGCAAUUUGACUGUCAAUCAACUAAGUGACAUUAUAAAAGUGAUGCCCGUGCCCCAGGGGAUUCUGACACUGCAGAUCGGUGCUCCCCUGCUCCUGACAUGUGAGGUGCAAGGAUUACCCACUCAAAUCAACUAUGGACUCUUGGUUCAGUGGUUGGUCAGUGAUGGCACCAGAAGCAAAGAGGUGGAAUUGGCACGGAUGACUCCUGCUGGUGUGGUGAGCUGGGGGGACGAGCUGAGCCAGGGCAGGGGCUCACUGGAGAAAGUGUCUGAUGGCCGAUACACUCUUAAGUUGUUCUCGGUGCAGCCCGCAGACUCCGGCUCUUAUCGAUGUGCGGUCAGCUUUUACGCUCCAGACACAAGCCUCAGUCCAUCUACAGCACCCAUCUACUCCCAGCACUCUGAGGGAGUCACUGUCAACCUCCGCACUAAAGAUGUGCGUGUCACCGCAGUGGCUCAGCUCCCUCGUGGUCCCCUGUUGAAAAGAGGCAGUACCAUCACUUUAAUUUGCAAUGUGACUAUUAUAACCACAGGCCCUGUCCAGGCACAGGUGCAGUGGGUGCGCUCGCCCAUUCCCGAACCAAUCACAAAGAAAGAUCAAAGUCCAGCCUCAGACGUAUCUUCGCCUGAUGAACCAAUUGAAGUUACACCUGAGCCAGUAGCUACUUUGAGGCAUGACGGUGUGGCCGAAGUAUUCUCCAACAGCAGUGAGGUUAGCGUGGACCGGAUAACUAUGAGCAGCUACAGGCUAAGGGUGCAUGUGGCCCAGACUGAGGACCAGGGCUUGUAUGCCUGCUACGCUAACGCCUGGGGACAGGAUCCACACGGAGCAUGGUACAACACUGGUGUCAAAGCAGAGUCGAACACAGUGACUGUUUAUCUCUAUGCUCGGGCGGAGGAUCUGCUCCUCAUCCCUCUGGUUGUGGGCGUGUCGUCUGCGUUGUUUGUUGGGAUUGUCAUCAUCUCAGCUGUGACAUGUUGCUUCAUGAGGCACUUGGCUAAACAGAGAGCCCGAAAAUAAAACAAAUGCUAUCUGCUGCUGCCUACACUUUGAAUGGCCUAAAAGAAAAGUUUUCCAUUGGAUGGCUGGAAUGAUCCAGUGUCUAAGCUAACACUUAGCUUCUGCGGUUCUGAUCUAUUUGUUUAAUUAUCAAUGCCAAAUAAUUUGGUUUAAUAUACAUCUAACUUUUGUAGUAGUCAAUUCCAGGCAAAAAAAGUUUAUUUUUUUAGAUUUUAUGUCUGCUCCAUGCCGACUGUGCACACCUGUUGUUUUCGUAGAUAUUUUGUGUUUUGCAAAUAUAAUACUGCCUUUUUGCAACAAAAUUCCCUAAAUAGACUAGACUGUUGCUCUGUUUUGAACUGUCCAUAUGUUUACAGCCCCUCACUACUUUUUUUUUUUUUUUUUAAGUUAAAACAGAUAUUUAAAAAUGCCACUGCAGGUUUCAUAUGCCCACAUGAAACAUUGCCUAAAUAUAAGUUCAUGUGUUGUCCAUUGUCACUGACUUUUAGUUGGAGAGAACAUUUGAAAGUGUCUCUGCAGCACUGGUCAGCAGUGUAAACAAAGUCUGCCUGUGACUUAAUAAGGAAGGCACCUACCCAAGACUGCCUCAUGCCAAGCCCAUUGACUACCAUCAUUGUGUACACAAGCUUUCUUUGUGUAUGUUCACAAUGUACUAUUUUUUUCUAUAUAUAAUUUUGUUAUGUAGGCAAAGAAAUUGGGGUGAUGUCUAUAAUGCACUGAGCAGAAACAUGUAUUUUUUUUUGUCACUUUGUUUUACAGUUUGUUUGACUGUAGUGUUGUGUUCGAGUUUAACAUUCUGCAGCGGUCCAAUGUGAAGCACUUGGACUAAUGUGGGCCUCCCAGUCCACAUCUUACUUGAGUUUCUUUCAGUUGAACAGUUACUUGCUGUACUUGGGCUAUGGAAAAACAGUUCUUGUAUGUUACUUGUAUCGCAUUGUGCAAAAGUAGUGUAAUGUUGGACUCUUAUGCCUGAGGUGAACCCGUGCACUCCAGUCAUAUGACUAGAAGAAGGUCUGCUGUCGCCAGUGGUCACAUGGUUAAAAAUGAAUGACUUGAGCCACUGUGGCUAGCCCCAGGAAAUCUGCUGGACACAUUCACCUUGUGGUGAACACUUAAGUGAAUUCUGCUCCCCACAUUCUUCCACUCGUGCUCCAUUAACACUGAUACAGUAUGCUGAAGGCAAAGGUUUUUUUCCAAAUUUGUUUGCACUCAUUGUUUGUGUUAAUUUUAUUUGUAGCCACUUGUAGCCAUUUGUAAUCAUCUGUAUCUUGUGGAUGCUUUUAAAUGUGGAUCCUACAGGAGCUUGUGCGUUCUUAACUGACUUUUAAGGUUCCUCGUAAUGAACAGGUAAACACAUUUGUGUUUGUUUCCAGAGCCACUUUGUUCCAGAUCAACCACUCAAAGCUGAUUUGCUGCUUCGACAUACUCACCCACAACAUGAUUACACAGGGAAGGCUCAGAUACACGUGCACUCUGCCAGCGCACGGUGCCGCUGGCUCAUAUUUCCGAUGGGAAUAUCUGUGUCCUUCUCUAAUCCCAUGGCCCUCCCCCUCUGCUCCUCUGCUCCUCUGGCUCAAUUCAUUUCAGUUUGUGCCAAGAGGAAUUAGUCAGUUGGAAAAGUUAAGCUGUCCAUAAGUUACAUGUUGUGGCUGUAUGUAUGAAUGACUUGUCCACUCUUAAGUCAUGAGCUGGUACUGUUCCUGAAUGCAGUUUGUGUGGAGUUUGAUAAACUUGUUCACUUUUUCAUGGUGCUUUGGUAAACCUGCCAAUUGAAAAACCAAUAAACAACUGUGGAUUUAUCA